Molecule: messenger RNA, 5184 nt
Organism: Gasterosteus aculeatus aculeatus (three-spined stickleback)
Lineage: Eukaryota; Metazoa; Chordata; Actinopteri; Perciformes; Gasterosteidae
Source: RefSeq, a predicted model, not a curated record
AGCCCCUCUGAAGAGUGGGGAACAUGACAGGCAGACCAAAGCUCAGAGGACCCAUCAGAGACCACAACCUGGACCUGGUCUUCGAUCUGGACCUGAACCCAGCUGUGUGUCCAUGAAGAGUAACAAGUCUAUUGAUCCUCUUCUAAACUUCAAAAAUGGCCGUCACGUUGUUAAUGCAAGUUCAGAUCAGCAGAGAAGAAAGUCUCCUGAAUCCAUGAAGAGUGAUUGGCGUAAAGAUGUUCUGAAUUACUUCGAAGAUCGACGCCGUUCUUAUGACCCAGAUUCACAUCAGCAUAGAGGAAAGUCUCCUGAACCCAGCUGUGUGUCCAUGAAGAGUGAUUGGUGUGAAGAUGUUCAGAAUUACUUCAGAGAUCGACGCUGUUCCUUUAAUCCAGAAGAGCACCAGGAGACCUCUGAGGUUCCCACAGGUCAGUCUGACCAGCAGCAGCAAACACACCUGGAUUCCAUAUUCAUGCUGCUGGAGAAGAACAUCCUCACUUUUGUGAAAAAACAGCUGAAGAAGAUCCAGAAGGUUGUGAGUUCAGAUUACCCAGAACGCUUAGAGAGUCAGAGGGAGGAUGAGGAGUUGCUGGAUGGUGAGGAUGAAGAGCACAGGAGGAACAAAGAGGCAUUUGUGAAGAUCUCAGUGCGCUUCCUGAGGAGAAUGAAGCAGGAGGAGCUGGCUGACCGUCUGCAGAGCAGACUCAACGCAGUUUGUCAGCGUGAACUCAAAUCCAACCUGAAGAAGAAGUUCCAGUGUGUGUUUGAGGGGAUCGCUAAAGCAGGAAACCCAACCCUUCUGAAUGAGAUCUACACAGAGCUCUACAUCACAGAGGGAGGGACUGCAGAGGUCAAUAAAGAACAUGAGGUCAGACAGAUUGAAACCGCAUCCAGGAAACCACACAGAACAGAAAAAACCAUCAGACAAGAAGACCUCUUCAAAGCCUCAGCUGGAGGAGAGGAACCAAUCAGAACAGUGAUGACUAAGGGAGUGGCUGGCAUUGGGAAAACGGUCUUAACACAGAAGUUCGCUCUGGACUGGGCUGAAGACAAACACAACCAGGACAUACAGUUCACAUUUCCAUUCACCUUCAGAGAGCUGAAUGUGCUGAGAGAGAAGAAGUUCAGCUUGGUGGAACUUGUUCAUCACUUCUUCAGUGAAACCAAAGCAGCAGGAAUCUGCAGGUUUGAAGAGUUCCAGGUCGUGUUCAUCUUUGACGGUCUGGAUGAGUGUCGACUUCCUCUGGACUUCCACAACAAUGAGAUCCUGACUGAUGUCACAGAGUCGGCCUCAGUGGAUGUGCUCCUCACAAACCUCAUCAGGGGGAAGCUGCUUCCCUCUGCUCGCCUCUGGAUAACCACACGACCUGCAGCAGCCAAUCAGAUCCCUCCUGAGUGUGUUGGCAUGGUGACAGAGGUCAGAGGGUUCACCAACCCCCAGAAGGAGGCGUAUUUCACGAAGAAGUUCAAAAAACAGAAGCAGGCCAGCAGGAUCAUCUCUCACAUCAAGACCUCACGAAGCCUCCACAUCAUGUGCCACAUCCCAGUCUUCUGCUGGAUCACUGCUACAGUUCUGGAGGAGGAGUUGAAGACCAGAGAGGAAGGAGAGCUGCCCAAGAGCCUGACUGAGAUGUACAUCCACUUCCUGGUGUUUCAGUCCAAAGUGAAGAAGUUCAAGUACGAUAGGGGAGUUGAGACGGAUCCACUCUGGAAUGAGGAUAGUAGGAAGAUGAUCAAUUAUCUGGGAAAACUGGCCUUUGAUCAGCUGCAGAAAGGCAACCUGAUCUUCUAUGAAUCCGACCUGACAGAGUGUGGCAUCGAUAUCAGAGCAGCCUCAGUGUACUCAGGAGUGUUCACUCAGAUCUUUAGAGAGGAGAGAGGGCUGUACCAGGACAAGGUGUUCUGCUUCGUCCAUCUGAGUGUUCAGGAGUUUCUGGCUGCACUUUAUGUCCAUCUGACCUUCUUCAGCUCUGGUGUCAAUCUGCUAUUAAAAGAACAAACAACCUCCCCGUGGUCUAAAGCCUUUAGAGACAAACCUAAACCAAAACGUUUCUAUCAGAGUGCUGUGGACAAAGCCUUACAGAGUCCGAAUGGACACCUGGACUUGGUCCUCCGCUUCCUCUUGGGUCUUUCACUGGAGACCAAUCAGGCUCUCCUACGGGGUCUGCUGACACAGACAGGAAUUAGCCCACAGUACAGUCAGAGAGCAAUCCAGUACAUCAAGGAGAAGAUCACUGAGAAUGUGUCUCCAGAGAAAAGCAUCAAUCUUUUCCACUGUCUGAAUGAACUGAAGGAUGGUUUUCUAGUGGAGGAGAUCCAACGGUCCCUUAGUUCCGGACGUCUCUCCACAGAUGAACUGUCUCCUGCUCAGUGGUCAGCUCUGGUCUUCAUCUUACUGUCAUCAGAAAAAGAUCUGAAGAUCUUUGACCUGAUGAAAUACUCCGCUUCAGAUGAGACGCUUCUGAGGCUGCUGCCAGUGGUGAAAACCUCCAGCAUAACUCUACUGCACGGCUGUAACUUGUCCGAGAGAAGCUGUGGGCCUCUGUCCUCCGUUCUCAGCUCCCGAUCCUCUAGUCUAAGAGAGCUGGAUCUGAGUAACAACGACCUGCAGGAUUCAGGAGUGAAGCUGCUGUCUACUGGACUGGAGAGUGCACACUGUGAACUGGACACUCUCAGGCUGUCGGGCUGUAUGAUCACAGAGGAAGGCUGCGCUUCUCUGGCCUCAGCUCUGAGCUCCAACCCCUCCCAUCUGAGAGAGCUGGACCUGAGCUACAAUUAUCCAGGAGACUCAGGAGUGAAGCUGCUGUCUGCUGGACUGGAAGAUCCACACUGGAGACUGGAAACUCUCGGGCUGGAACCUGCUGGAGUCCGAUGGUUCAGACCAGGUCUGAGGAAGUAUUCAUGUCAACUCACACUCGACACAAACACAGUACACAGAGAUCUCAAGCUGUCUGACAACAACAGGAAGGUGACAUAUGUGGGGGAGGAUCGUCCUGAUCGUCCAGACAUAUUUAACUGCUGGUCUCAGCUGCUGUGUAGAGCUGGUCUGACUGGUCGCUCUUACUGGGAGGUCGAGUGGAGAGGAGGAGUUACCAUAUCAGUGGGUUACAGAGGAACCAACGGUGAAGCCUCUUGGUUUAGAUGGAAUGAUCAAUCCUGGAGUCUGGGAUGCUCUGAUGAAGGUUACUAUGUCCGUCACAAUAAGAAAGUCACACCCAUCACCACCUCCUGCUCCUCCUCCUCCUCUGGUAGAGUAGCAGUGUAUGUGGACUGUUCUGCUGGCUCUCUGUCCUUCUACCAAGUCUCUUCUGACACCCUGAUCCACCUCCACACCUUCAACACCACAUUCACUGAACCUCUUUAUCCUGGGUUUAAGUUCUCGUCCUGGUCCUGCUCUGGUUCCUCAGUGUCUUUGUGUUCUCUGUAGGAGGGAGAGUCUCCUCCUGGUAGAGAACCUUUCUCUCUACUCACCCAUCUGUACAGGAUGUUACAGAGCUGGUGUUGGCUCAUGUUAAUGUAGAUGCAGGUGGAGUUGGGGAGGGAUACUUGAGCUGGUCUGGACUCUGAGGGGUCCAGAGCUCUCUGGGACUUGUGAUGUUGUAGAUGUGUGUUUUAAGGUUGCUGUGCUCGUUGCCUGUGUGGAUGAGAUAAAUAAAUUAUCAUUUAGAUAUUGGGUCCUAAUUAGGGUAUGAUUUUAAUCUUUAUAUGUCCCAAUGUUAAUAUAUAUAUAUAGUUAGUAUAAUUUUAUAAAAAGGUCAGUUAUCUCCCCCCACACUCCCCAACACCAAUAAAAAAAUAUAUGUAUACAUUAAUUGUAUCAUAAAUUUGUGUUUGUGCUUCAUUAGCAAUUUCUUUCAAGAAUUGUUUGUAUUGACGGAAAUAAGGAAAAUAUGAGGAAAAAUUCUUUUUGAGCCGAUUGAAAUUUCAAAUGUUUUAAUUGUAUUGGUCUAUGUUAUGUAUGUUAAUACAUUACUUUGAUUGGAAACAACUGUGACAGACAUGUCAAAAUCCAUGUUGUUUUUUUCCAUAUCAAAUAAAAUAGAAUUAGCAACAAUCAUUGAGCUUGAAGCUACGAUCCAUCAUGUCACGGUCAAAAUGCUCCACGUGAACUUCAGAUGGAUGAUGGACAGGUAGAGUUGCAUUAUAAUAUAAUGGCAUUAAUUGUCCCCCUCUGUUGUCAAGAGAACACAAACCGCAAACCAAGAUGCUACAGUAACAAUUCUUUGCCUGAGCGAGGAGGAGGAGGAACUUACCCUUCUUCAUCCCAACUGCAAAGCCUCUCUCUAUCUGCAGCUCACAUGCGGCAGCGUGACUCAUUCACUCGAUGCUCUACAGUUUCUACAGAAAGUGAGCGAAAAGCAAACAAGGACUCAUCUCAUAUAUUAGUAAAAUAAAGAAUAACAAACUGGAGCCUGGAUGUUAUUACCAGCCACAACAGCUGUAUUCUGUCCGGUGAAACAAUUAUGGACCCAAUCCACUUUAAAUAGAUGCAUCCGUGCUUAAUCGAUCGAGUUUACUGCGAGCGGCUCUCAGAGACACCAUUCUGUCCACCUGAUAGCUGAUUGAGCACCUCGUAUGUAAUUACCUGUGGAAGCAUUCAGGGACGCUGGAAUAUCUGAUGUGGCACAAAUUCUUUCAAAGCAGUUUUUGCAUGAUGUGUAAUAUAUAGUGUAUGCUCCUCUAAACGCUUCAUAGUGAGUCUGUGUUCUUCAUUAUUCAGUUUCCUGCUGUUUUAGUUUUACUAAUGAAACUUGCACUGGCUCCGUUUCUGACCUUUGACCUUACCGUCGCUAAAUGUAAAUCUAAUAAUGACGCAGAAAGAGAAGAUUCCCAUCAGCUGUAAGUAUUAACUUUCCUUUAUUGUGUAUUUUUCUGGCUGUGAUUUGCUGUAUAAACAAAAACUAUUAUUUUUCUCAGAACAGAAUGAAUCACAUUCUGUUCUGAGAAAAAAGGACCUUUUGACCUCCGGUAAUCAGGUGCGUCGAAGGUAAAUGUUUGAUGAAUUAUCACAGCAGUUAAAAGUUAAUAAUCAACAGUUCAGACACAGGAAACUCAUCCACAUUGUAAUUUGAACAUACAUAAUUCAUACAUUUAGAUUCCUCCACAGACGUUCCUCUCAUUUCUUUCCUUUGGAUGUCCGGUUUUCAUUUUGCCAUCACGAUGCUUUGGAUGUUUCAAGUCUUU